Messenger RNA from Sycon ciliatum, 6159 nucleotides. RefSeq lists its product as uncharacterized. Lineage: Eukaryota; Metazoa; Porifera; Calcarea; Leucosolenida; Sycettidae. The record is from RefSeq and is a predicted model, not a curated record. The transcript has 30 exons. The coding region runs from base 1043 to 5767 and encodes 1574 amino acids.
GUCCGUGAAGCGCAUCCUGAGCUUGCGGCGCACUCUCGACCAAUUGCGAGAUUCAGGCUGCCCGUGAGGCCUGUGACACGGGUCGAGAGACGGUGGAGACAAGCUGAGGAAGACAGGUCUGCGUGGGAACGUGCCAUGGGCCUGCUGGUCCCAAGCUGCGGGCAGUGCAGCUCUCUUCAAACCAACUUCAGAGUGAACUAGCCCCACUCAUCUGCGUUUCCAAUGACACCAAUCUAAUCUGAAGACCAGCACUGCGCGCAGGAUUCCAGCCAGGCACAGUCAUCCACCGGUCGUGCGUUGGAGCGUUUGCGUGGACGGAAUCAUGGUGGAGGAUGUGCUCAGCUGUAUUACUAUUGAAUAGAAUUUAUCAAGAGCACUUAGUUGGAGCAUGCUUCCAAGUAGUUCCAGGGCUGAAAUCAAUGUUCGAGUGUUUGCAAUAAACCAUAAUUAUUACAUGACACCUGACGACUUGCAGCACUAGAGCAGAGGUUCAUGAGCAGAUAAGGAUAUGCUUGCCGUGUGGUUUAUGAACGGUAAAGUGCUGCGCUUGUUCACGUUUCUGACUGGUACCUCGUCACAUCGUUCACGCUGGUCGCUUCCUUGCUCGUUCGUCUACAGGGGCGAACAUGCCCGAUUCCCGUGCGCCUGACUUCCUCCGCAGAGGCGACGUUUUUGGUGUCAUCCAUGUCACUGUUUAGCGGAUCGUGCUAAGGGAGCCGUUCGGAAGUGAGGAAAAGAAAGGAAUGUCUUUCGCUAGGGCAAGUCGUCUCUGGUUGCAUCUCAUAAAAACGCGCGUGACAAGAUAUUUCGAGCUCGUUAGAAUAAGUGGUGUAGUUUGCUCCAAAGGUUUCGUCGUGUGAGAGCUUCCUGCUCUUGGGCCAAACAGGACCUUGUCUCUUUCUCCUUUACUGCCAAAACAGGACAUUUCUUGUCUCUCUCUCUCUCUCCCGAGACGCCUCGCUUAGGUGCACUCCGCAUAACAACGGGAUAACGGACCACGAGGCGUGGCGGUUGUGCCCGCGUCGGAAGCCACAUCGCUAUCAUGGAAAGCCACCCGAAGCUGGCGGUAGUCUGGCGGCAGGCAGACAACUUUCCCAAGAUCUUGUUUCUCAUCCUGCUGCACGCCGCCUUGGGGAGAUCACAGACGUAUUGUGCGGGAAACGCCAGAUCGCUAACGUAUGCUAUUGACACCACAGCCAGCAUGACCAACGACAUUCAACAGGUAUGCAGUCAUACACAGCAGAUAUCGGAGACAUUGGUGAACAGCCCCGAGCAUCACAUCCGUAGCUUCAUCCUGGUGCCAUUCAACGACCCAGGAUAUGGCCCCGUACGUCAAUUCUCUACCGUUCAGCAACUGACGGACGCUUCGUGCGGACUGACGGUUUCGGACGGCGGAGACUGCCCGGAGAUGUCCAUGAGCGGAUUGCUACUGGCUAUCGAUGCCACGUGUCCGCGCUCCACCGUCUUCCUGUUCACCGACGCCAUAGCCAGUGAUCAUGACAAGCUGGACGAGGUGCUCGAGAAGCUGCAGCAGCGGCAAGUCCGUGUGGUGUUUGUGCUGAGUGGUAACUGUCAUUCUGAGAACUCCGUCGGCUAUCGGGUGUACGCCACCAUUGCUGAGCAAUCCGGUGGAAUUGUUUUUGUUGUCAACAAGACGGAGGUGUCAGCCAUCCUGGAGUUUGCCGCGCGCGGCUUUGUGGGCGGUCCUAGUGGGCCGCUGCUCUACCACCGCAUCGACCGGAGCGUCUGGUCGACCAGCUUUCUAGUCAGCGCCAACACUCAGUCUCUCAGCGUGACAAUUAGCUGCGCAGCAGGUGCCAGCCCUUCAGUUCUGAUCAGCCCUCCAAACAAUGCCGAUACCUCGAACCGUCUGAUCCGAGAAACAACGCAAAACUCCAUACUGUACAGCAUGGUAAAUCCUACGCGAGGAAGGUGGUGGAUUCUGGUCAAGUCUGGAUCAGGCUGCACACUGAGCGUCAGGUCGGUCAGCUCUUUGUCGCAGGAGUUCCAGUACUCCUUCACCAUGGACCCGAACACACCACCGGGAUCACAAGACACCUCUGCACGACCGGUGGCAGGCCAGCAGAUGUACAUCAUCGUGGGCACGCAACCAGGGACACUGGUAACACACGUCAACCUCGUCAGUAACAAACGUCGCAUCGCGCGCAUCAGGAGAGUGGCGUUCCGCAACGAUACGUACGUCGUCUUCGGUCCCUUCACCGUGCCCGAGCGCAGCUUCUUUCUCCAGUUUACCGGCGUGCAGACGCCGGGGAGACGGGAGUUCAGCCAGCUAUCCGUGACGCAAAUAACGCCUCAACCGCAUGUGAUCACUCCUAGCCCGGACCGUGUUCAAGUGGCACGCCGCUGUGACUUCAUCAGAUUGGAGUGCAUCACAAGUCGACCGGGACAGCCUGUAAUCUGGCGGCACAACGGAAGUGUGAUGACAUCCGACGGGAGUCGCGUACGUAUCGCAGGCAGCUAUCGUGAGCAGCUUGUGAUUGAGCCGGUACAGCACAGCGAUGCAGGCACAUACACAUGCCAGUCUAUUCAGUCAGCUGGUAAUAUGCAAUCGACGUCAUUCUUAUUCCGGGUUGAAGAGCCAGCAAGUGGUGCAAAUUUGAAUGCUGAGUGCAACGCAUGUCAGGACAUUGUAUGCCCUGGGGGUACCGAUGCUGUCUGGUUUCAUAAGAAACUGAACAUUGUCAGUGAUAGUAAUCGCCGGGUCUUUGCGAAUGGCACCCUGCGUCUCUGCCUGCCUCUUGAACAACGCCAGGGAAGUUACCAAUGCACGACCAGCGUCGGUUUAUGGGACAUUAGCAUCACGAUAGAUGGCGGUGUCCUCAACACAACACCACCACCACCAGUCACACCGUCCACCACACUACCCGAGCCGCAAACUCCCGGCACGGCCUGCCUGGCACCACCCAGCGUGGGGAAUUCCCGUCAGUCCGGCAACAGGGGCAUUGCUGGCAGGUGGCGGCCGGGCAUGACACGAAGGUACACGUGCCUGUCGGGGUAUCAGAUUGUCGGCAAGGCAACCAUCAUCUGUCAGACAAACGGAGCGUGGGAGACUCCGCCGACUUGCCGACGAGUAGACGCAUGUCCACGGGUCACCGAACCAGACAACGGCUCUGUUCGCUACGUGGUGCAGCCCAUCACCGUCGGGUCAAUUCUGACGUACUCCUGCAACACCGGCUUCACCAUGACUCCCAACAGACGUAACAGGCAGUGUCUGGACACAGGACGUUGGCAUGGCGAUGCAGUCUCAUGCACAGCUGCAUGCAAGCGCCCAGCCCUGCCUGCCUACGUACAAAUAGCCAUGUCCGGCUCGGGUCCGGGCAGCACCGCUACAUACUCCUGCACUGGUGGACGUACAUUGGUUGGACGUCGCGUUGCGCGUUGUGCGGCCAACGGAACGUGGAGCUCCAUUCCACCGACAUGCGUUUCAAGCGAAUGUUCAGAGCUUGUUCUACCACCCAAUGCACGUCUGUCCACGCAACUGCGCACGACGGGGUCGCAAGUCGAGAUGACGUGCGUCGAGGGCUACGAGAUGUCCACCGGCUUUCCUGUGUUGCGGCGGUGCGUUCACCGAACCAGCUCCGAUGGCAGCGUCGGCAGGGACGGACCCAUGUGGGAGGACAUCGCAGGCGAUUGGGACUCUUUUCGUUGUGUAUCUGCAUGCAAGCGCCCAGCCCUGCCUGCCUACGUACAAAUAGCCAUGUCCGGCUCGGGUCCAGGUAGCUCUGCUACAUACUCCUGCACUGGUGGACGGACACUGGUGGGACGUCGCGUUGUGCGUUGUGCGGCCAACGGAACGUGGAGCUCCAUUCCACCGACAUGCGUUUCAAGCGAGUGUUCAGCGCUUGUUCUACCACCCAAUGCACGUCUGUCCACGCAACUGCGUACGACGGGAUCGCAAGUCGAGAUGACGUGCGUCGAGGGCUACGAGAUGUCCACCGGCUUUCCGGUGUUGCGACGGUGCGUUCACCGUACCAGCUCUGAUGGCAGCGUCGGCAGGGACGGACCCAUGUGGGAGGACAUUGCCGGCGAUUGGAACUCUUUCCGUUGUGUUUCACUUUGCCCGGAGCUGGCUGUCCCCACUCACGGGCGCCUCUCGACGGCGGAGAGACGAUCGGGAACCAUGGUUACGCUGACCUGCGGCGUCGGUCAUCAACUGUCCGUGGGCGGUCGGGUGCAGCGCUACUGCAGCGGAGGGCGUUGGCAUGACUCCAGCGGUCGCUGGCAAGAUGCUAAGUGCAGAGCCAUCCGAUGCCUACCUCUUGGCACUCUAGUCAAUGGCAAUAUCAACGUGCCGUCGCGCAGUGUCGGAGCUGAGGCCCGCUACACGUGCGAUGAGCAGCAUGUGCUUCACCCCAGCGCUCAGCAGUCAGUCACGCGAGUUUGCCUACCCAACGGAUCGUGGUCGGGGGUAUCACCCCAGUGUCGGCGACGGUCAUGUCCGUUACUCACACCACCGAGAAAUGGAAGAUUUACACUAAGCACUGGACAUACAGUUGGAAGUAGAGUGGAGGUGGAAUGCAGUACUGGGUACAAUGUAAAUCCUCCGUCAUCGGCCAGGAGAGAAUGCACGGGUGACGGCACAUGGACUGAAGAGCAGCCUACCUGCGAACCUGAACCAAUUGUACAAUGUCGAGUGCCAGACUUGCCACGUGGACAAUACAGAGUUGUAUCCGAUGCAUCGGGGAACCGUGCCCGGCCGAAUUUCGCGGGGCAAGCCCUGCCGUACGACCGGAUUGACGCGGAGUGUGGCGGCGGAAAUGUGCUGGUGCGGCGCUCGACACUGGUGUGCCGUGCGGAUGGUCAAUUGCAAGGCGUUGGAGCUAUCUGCAGAGGUGUGGACUGUGGCACACCGCCCAGGAUUGCAAACAGCACGGUCGCCUACAACAGCACGACAGUAUCCGCACGAGCGACGUACGAGUGCGUUGACAAGUGCUUCCGACUCUCCGGCACGCCAGCCAUCACGUGUUUGCCGAACGGCAGCUGGUCCAGCACCACCACCGUUUGUACAGCCAUCCGUGACUCUAGUUGUACAGCACCAAGGAUCAUAUUUGGCAUGACAUCAUCAUCAGUGUUUCAGAGCGCUGAUGGCUGCCUGAAUCUCAGGUGUCAGGUUCGCCAAGACGGCUCCUCUGUUCUGCCAGCCCGGCUACAUUGGUAUCGCGACGGGGUCAUGGUGGCAGGAUAUGGUUACCAUGGAGAUGGAGCUGACUUUCCGAUACCUGAUAUGUACAGGAUGACCAGGGAAGGCCUGAAGAUGUGCGGGGGCUCUCCCGAGCGGAGCGCAGGCCAGUACACGUGUAAGGCGUCCAAUCGUAUCGGCGUUGCCAUGAGGAACUACACGCUGCCCAAGAUGAGCUGCAUGCGAAUGUGGCUGAAAGAAGUCAAGCUCUCCAUGACCGGCGGUCAAGGUGGUGACAGUGUUGGAGAAACAAUGCCGGAAAGCUGUGACAGUGACACUGAAAACCUCCGCACCGUGGUAUCAGCACAAGCCGCUAGAAUACAAGAACUUGAAGACAAAGUCAGGGAGCUAGAGGCGCGGGAGAUCAAUGUCGCCAACCUACACCAGCAUAUCAACACUCUGACAGGCAAUGUAACGGACUGUACAGCUGAGCUGAAAGAGAUGACGGUAGAGCAAGCCAGAACAGACACCUGCUGUAGGAGAGCUGCUCAAGCUGAAGAAGAUCGUGCAGCUUGGGAAGAAGCCCAGAGAAGAAUGAGUCAGCUGAUAAGCAGCUUUGGAGCAUAGACCAUUAGAAGGCAUAUAAAUGAGCUGAGGUAAAAAAACAAUAGAUAAAAAUGCUGUUUCUAUGGCGACCCGGUUUCAGUAUCCAUUCCCUUCUCUGGUUCGUUUCUUCCGUAAAUUCUACGACUCGCCUUUUCUCCAUUAUUUUCUUAUCACAUGAGAUGUUGUCCACCAUGCCUUUAAGGAUGUAUCUUAGGUACUUGCAGAGAUGUAUCUUAGCUGAUUAUCGUCCAGGGCACAAUCUCUUGAGCGUGAAUGAAAAAAUUUAGUUUGUUUCACUCCCCCUCUCUAAUCCAGUUGAUUUUGAGCCGAACCCAUUCUGAUGCUCAUGCUUGUAAACCGCGGAUCAUCAUCCCAGGGUCACAACCUUUCCCAUAAAGGGACUCUCUUGCAAA